UCUCCGCGCGGCAGACGAUCUGUGUGUCUCCGGGUGGGGCCGCAGUUUGAACACGACUCGGACGCUUCGUGACUUUAUGGAGGAUUUGUCCGGCUCCUCUGAGGCUGCACCGCGAACACGUCAUCGGGCUUGAGUCACAGUUUGAGAGUUUGAAGUGUGAGUUGUGAGCUGCUGGACCAGCGUAGACCAGAGUCAUGGCCUCUGGGAAGAACAAGAACCAGACGUCCCUGGUCCUGCACAAGGUGAUCAUGGUGGGCAGCGGCGGCGUGGGAAAGUCCGCCCUCACCCUGCAGUUCAUGUACGACGAGUUUGUGGAGGACUACGAGCCCACGAAGGCCGACAGCUACAGGAAGAAGGUGGUGCUGGACGGCGAGGACGUUCAGAUCGACAUCCUGGACACGGCGGGACAGGAGGACUACGCCGCCAUCAGAGACAACUACUUCCGCAGCGGAGAGGGUUUCCUGCUGCUGUUCUCCAUCACGGAGCACGAGUCCUUCACCGCCACGUCCGAGUUCAGGGAGCAGAUCCUGCGGGUGAAGGAGGAGGAGGCCAUCCCGCUGCUCCUGGUGGGGAACAAGUCCGACCUGGAGGAGCGGCGCCAGGUUUCUGCCGACGAGGCCACGGCGAAGGCCGGCGAGUGGGGGGUGCAGUACGUGGAGACGUCGGCGAAGACGAGAGCCAACGUGGACAAGGUUUUCUUUGACCUCAUGCGGGAGGUUCGCAAGAAGAAAAUGGCGGAGAGCAAAGACAAGAACGGGCCGAGCGGCAAGAAGAAGAAGAAGCGCUGCUGCAUCCUUUAACCUCCAGGAGACAAAGAGCCAAACGUCCCACCUGCACCGAGCAGCGGCUCCACGUCGGCAAAGUGUCGACUCGAAAUCUCUGGAUGCUCGUCUGCUGCUUUAUUUUUACUACAUCAAAAUCUAUUUUUCUCCAAAUGUGUAAAAUCCAAACUAAACAAAGCGCCAGUGACGAGUUCACGUUUCACUUUCCACCGGAGGAUUCUCACUUCCUCUGUCACGUCUGAUGUGAAGUUGCUGCUUCCUCUUUCGUCGACUAGUCAAAAGAGCCAAAAGUAUGUGGACGCAUUUUUCUCCAGUUUUCUCACAGUCCAGUUGGUCCCGAGGUUUUGAGGUUUUGAGGUUUUGAGGUCGAGGGCCGAUCGAAGCUUCCUCCUGGGACACGUCUGUUCGAGGAGCUGCUGUGUGCACGAGGCCGGCGACAAAUUAACACAGAGCCAAUCACGAGAGGUCAUUUAGUCUUCAUUCAGAGGCUCGAACGUCUCGUCGGAAAUAAUCUAAUCAUCUAAUAUUUCAACAGAGUAAAGGGAAGAACCUUGUGAGUCAAUAAAUAGAUAAAUACAAAUAUCACAGCAUUGUGUUGUUGUGUUCAUCUCCUCAUCUUUUCUCUGCUGUCGACAACCAGGUGACACACGAGACGUGUCCACAUACUUUUGGCCACGAUGUGUUAUUUUCCUGCAGAAACAAACAAUCAAACAACGUAAAGUCCCAGGAAACCGUUUGUUUCCGACGUGGAAACAAGUUUCUCGAUCCUCGACGCAGCUCGACGGAGAAAAACAGAUCCUGAUGAUGUUGAUGAAAGAGAUUUGUGCCUUAACAUGUUUCCUGUCCUUUAAUUCUUCUUCACCUUCUUCUCUCGUCCGUCAGAAGCCAAACUGUUUAACUUUUUCUUUUCUCACGUUUCUGAUGCUAGCGACACUCCGUUUGUAUGAAACUUUAUCGUCCACUCCCUGACGAACACCAGUGUAAUUUAUAAUCAAAGGGAUUCUUCUGUUCCAAUCACUUCCUGUUGUAUUUGUGACGCCUGUGGUUUGAAGGGGACGCUGUGUGUGUUUGUGUUGGUGUGUGUGUGUGUGAGACCACAUUUCAUUUGAUAAUAAAAGAAAAGACGCAUUGAUCACUGA
Messenger RNA from Limanda limanda (common dab), 1921 nucleotides. RefSeq names its product ras-related protein ralB-B-like. NCBI's taxonomy places the organism in Eukaryota, Metazoa, Chordata, Actinopteri, Pleuronectiformes, Pleuronectidae. Gene Ontology annotation, cellular component: plasma membrane. Gene Ontology annotation, biological process: Ras protein signal transduction. The coding region runs from base 195 to 800 and encodes 201 amino acids. The record is from RefSeq and is a predicted model, not a curated record. Gene Ontology annotation, molecular function: GTPase activity; GDP binding; GTP binding. The transcript has 6 exons.